AUGGCUUUGGGAUCAGGAAUCGGCCUAGUGCCGAUGUGGAGUUCCUGUCCGUCCGUGAACCCCCCAACAUUCCCUAAGGGCGGGAUAGAGAUACUGCGGCAGUCGCUGGAAGCACAGGAGGAAGUUGAGAGGACAUUUAGAGAGCGUGAGGCUGGUCAUAUAGAAUGUUUGAACUUCAAGAAGUCGCUAAGACACCUGCUGCGAAAGCAGAAUGAGCGGCGAGAGGAGCUGCAGUUAGUGGAGCAGCGUGCAUCUGAGCGCACACAGGCUCUUCUUGACGAACUGCUCAUUGUUGUACGUGAACGAUUGAAGGCAAUGAGUCCAGAAGGGUAUCAAUCCAUUACUUUUGACAACGGCGAUAUGUAUGAAGGCAAUUGGAAAAGUUGCCGAAUGCACGGGACGGGCGUCAUGCGCCGAGUGGCAGAUAACGAUAUUUACGAGGGUGAAUGGUUCUUCGGAGUGCGCAAUGGUAAUGGCAUGUGCUGCAGCCCUAACUUUGGAACACUUUACAGCGGGAAGUGGCUGGCCGGAAAAUGGCAUGGUCGGGGCGAGCUGGCGGAACCUGAAGGGCUGUAUAUUGGCGAUUUUGUUGACGGCCAAAUACGGGGAUACGGAGAGUACCUGUACCGUGAGGGAUAUGCGUAUAAAGGCGAUUGGGUGAAUGGCGUGUACGAAGGCUCGGGAACAUUUUUCUAUACUAACGGGGCUAGGUACGAAGGCCAGUGGCGAAACGGCUAUGAGCACGGCCGUGGAACGAUGACCUACUACAAUGGGGAUGUUUAUACCGGAGAUUGGUGUAACGGACGGAAGCACGGCACGGGGACAUAUACAAGUAAGUUGCUUCAGUACGAAGGAGGGUGGAGCAGUGGUGCUGUUCAUGGCAUCGGGAAAUGCACAUACGCCGACGGGUCCAUGUAUAAGGGUUCCUGGUGUAGGGGACUAUACGAUGGCGAUGGUGAGUUUGUUUCCCAAGACAAAAAAUGUAGCUACAAGGGUGAGUUUCGAGGCGGUAAGCGUUGCGGACGAGGUGUGUACCAAUGCGGGGAAGUUGAGUACUCUGGUGACUGGCUAGAUGACAGGAGACAUGGUGUGGGUGAAAUCAAAACACGGGAUGGCCGCGUUUUCCGUGGCACGUGGAGCCAUGACGAGCCUCACUGUGAGGUAGUCCCUGGUUGUAACCUUGAGGGGACCUCUCUUUCCUACUGUGGGGGAAGGGGUGCCCCAAUUGCUCCAGAAGAGCCGGAUCCGGUGCUCAACAUGCGGUUGGGUUUGCCAGACGAGGUGAUCGAUUGUAUGGCGGAUGCACCAACAUGA
This is a messenger RNA of Trypanosoma brucei brucei TREU927, 1314 nucleotides long. RefSeq lists its product as hypothetical. The transcript has a single exon. The coding region runs from base 1 to 1314 and encodes 437 amino acids. Gene Ontology annotation, cellular component: cytosol. The record is from RefSeq and is a predicted model, not a curated record. Lineage: Eukaryota; Euglenozoa; Kinetoplastea; Trypanosomatida; Trypanosomatidae.